AGAGAGAGAGAGAGAGAGAGAGAGAGAGAGAGAGAGAGAGAGAGAGAGAGAGAGAGAGAGAGAGAGAGAGAGAGAGAGAGAGAAAUCAACCGUAGCUCAGACGCGUGCAGCACCUUGUCGCCUGUAGGCGGGCUGUGAUCCUCGUCCCUCUCCGGUACCGGUAACUGGUACAGCUCCUCGGAUAAACCCGUAAACCGGCGCCGUUUCCACUACUCUUUCGACGGAGAGGAGAAUUAACCGACGACUUUGGCGCCGUCGUGUGAGCGCGCGGGACGGACAUCAGGUCGCUGGAGAGAGUGAUGACGCGGCAGUGAGAGGCACACACACACUCUUAUAUGCUCACGCGCACACACAAACGCACAUUUACACAUGCCCACACACACACACACACACACACACACAGACACACACACACAGUCUUAGCCUUGCCCUACUAAGACAAGUAGGAGGGGGGGGAACAUUCUGCUAUGACGCUGUCAUUUUUCUCCAUUACCGGUGUGUGAGCCACACAAACGCACACACAAACACAUGCACAAAAACACACACAGGCACAAACACACACACACACUGCAGGGAGUUGCCUGCAUGGGGGAUAACGACCUAACUAGGGCACAAAGAUGGAGUUCACAUCCUGUUUGUCACAUUCCUAACGCGCUGCACACACAAAACCCAUGCGGCCCACACAUGCGCACAAACGCACACACAAACGCACACACGGCGGUAAUCUGACACCUCGGACGCCGCGGAGGAUGAAGUGAAGGGAGGGGCUUCGGUAGCAGCACCCCACAGAGCAGAAGGACGCCAGCGCCCCCCCCAGAGCGACGCUACACCAUGCGCCAAGGUCCCUGAAGAGAGCGGGACCACCCACCCCGCCCCCACCCACCCCCAGACCACCCCUGCACCCAAGGCCCCGGGCUCACCCUGGUCCGACUGACCGACCGCACCAUCGGGGCGACCCAGACCCCCCCCCCCCAACUGCAUGCUGGGAAGAGCCCUCGGGUCGGCACCAUGAGCUGUAGGCCAGCAGCCACGCCCCAGCUCUAGCCAAGCGUCCCCCGCUGCACGGGAGCCCGGGCGUGUGUGCGUGUGUGUGUGUCCGUGUGCGUGUGUGUGUGUAGACGUGCGAGGAGGCGGUGUGUUUGGGCGCGCGGGGGCAGAGUGGGGCUACUUGGGCCAGUCCCCCCGGGGGGCGCUUACAUGAGCGCGAUGGCGGUGUGCGUGUGGGCGGCGGCCCCCUUGCUGUUCCUGGGCCUGUGCCUGUGCAGCGUGGGCGGCCAGGCCCAGGGCGAGGUGCUGGAGUUCGGGGGCGUGUCGGGCCAGUGGGGGCGCUUCCCCGUGUGGAACGCCUGCUGCGAGAGCGUCCUGAGCUUCAGCCUGCGGACUCACAGCCAGGAGGGGCUGCUGCUGUACCUGGACGACGAGGGCUUCUGCGACUUCCUGGAGCUGCUGCUGAUGCACGGCCGCCUGCGCCUGCGCUUCUCCAUCUUCUGCGCCGAGCCGGCCGAGCUGCAGACGGCGGCGGCGGUGAGCGACGGCCACUGGCACGCCGUGCGCGUCCGGCGGGACUGGCGGAACACGUCGCUGGAGGUGGACGGCCGGCUGGAGGGCUGGGCGGAGGUGAAGAGCAAGCGGAGGGACAUGACGGUGUUCAGCCACACCUUCCUGGGCGGGGUGGCGCCCGAGCUGCACGCCUCGCCGCUGCGCCUCACCGCGCCCUCGGUGCGCGACCACCCGCCUUUCCGCGGCUGGGUCACGGGCGUGAGCGUCAACGGCACGCUGGCGGCGCUGGACGGCUCGGAGGGCGUGGCCGUGACGGCGGGCUGCGGGCCGGACCACCGCUGCCAGAACGGCGGCGUGUGCAGCGUGGUGGACGAGCGGACCGUCUGCGACUGCUCCGACACGGGUUACCAGGGCAACGACUGCAGCGAAGAACAUGGCUACACUCCAGGUCUGGCACACCUGAUGAUCGGCGACCAAGGGAAGAACAAAGCCCGAGAGGAAUACGUGGCGACCUUCAAGGGCUCCGAGUACUUCUGCUUCGACCUGUCGCCCAGCCCCAUCCAGUCGAGCAGCGACGAGAUCACGCUGUCCUUCAAGACGCUGCAGCGCAACGGACUCAUGCUGCACACGGGCAAGUCGGCCGACUACGUUAACCUGGCGCUGAAGAACGGCGCGGUGUCGCUGGUCAUCAACCUGGGCUCCGGCGCCUUCGAGGCGCUGGUGGAGCCCGUCAACGGCAAGUUCAACGACAACGCCUGGCACGACGUCAAGGUCACGCGCAACCUGAGACAGCACUCAGGCAUUGGACACGCUAUGGUGACCAUCUCCGUGGACGGCAUCCUGACCACCACGGGUUACACCCAGGAGGACUACACCAUGCUGGGCUCCGACGACUUCUUCUACGUGGGCGGGAGCCCCAGCACGGCUGACCUGCCCGGCUCCCCCGUCAGCAACAACUUCAUGGGCUGCCUCAAGGAGGUGGUCUACAAGAACAACGACGUGCGUCUGGAGCUGUCACGACUGGCCAAACAGGGCGACCCCAAGAUGAAGGUGAGCGGGGUGGUGGCCUUCAAGUGCGAGAGUGUGGCCACCCUGGACCCCGUGACCUUCGACACGCCCGAGUCCUACGUGGCACUGAGCAAGUGGACGGCCAAGAAGGCGGGCUCCAUCUCUUUCGACUUCCGGACCACGGAGCCCAACGGCCUGAUGCUCUUCAGCCACGGGAAACCCCGGCAGCUGCAGCGCAAGGACCCCCGCACGCCUCCAACCAUCAAGCGCAAUGCUACUGCUGCUUUUCAGGUGGAUUUCUUCGCCAUCGAAAUGCUGGACGGCCACCUGUACCUGCUGCUGGACAUGGGCUCAGGCACCACCAAGACCAGGGCCAUGGACCGCAAGGUCAACGACGGGGAGUGGUACCACGUGGACUUCCAGAGGGACGGCCGCUCAGGAACCAUCUCGGUGAACAGCGUACGGACGGCGUACACCGCGCCCGGCGACAGCGAGAUCCUGGACCUCGACGACAUGCUGUACCUGGGGGGGCUGCCCGAGGAGAGGGCCGGCCUCAUCUUCCCCACCGAGGUAACACUAUCGCUCUGCUAUUUGACGGCCUCCGUCAUGGGAUCUGGGAUUUCCAUUGAGGACGUUUAGGUCCGCCCUCUUUUUAGUUCCCCUUGACCGAAGGUUAUGUUAUUGUUGUUGUUAAC
This is a messenger RNA of Gadus morhua (Atlantic cod), 3203 nucleotides long. RefSeq names its product neurexin-1a. The transcript is spliced from 12 exons. Lineage: Eukaryota; Metazoa; Chordata; Actinopteri; Gadiformes; Gadidae. The record is from RefSeq and is a predicted model, not a curated record. The coding region runs from base 1198 to 3147 and encodes 649 amino acids.